AUGCUUAGACGAAUGAGUGAUAAUGAAGUCCCAAGUACUGCCUACAAAUCCCAGUUGUCAGGUGCAUCACUUGGAGAGAAGAAGAUAACAUUUGAGAAGAAAUCCUCGUGUGGCUACUUUCAUGAAAAGCUGUUAGAAAGCUACCCAAAACUAAAGGAAGGAGGGGGUUACGAGCUGAUGCGUACAAAGUUCAGAUCAACCAGCAAAUUGGAAAUUUUGCAACCUAAAGGGAAUGGUGGGCAUAAUGUGUUAGACCUUAAAGAAAUGGUGUCAUCAGCUAAAAUCUAUGUUCGACCCCUUCAAAAAGAUUUAAGUCUUGAGCAAACAGGACAGCCAUCAUUGGUGAGUUCUCUACUCAUUAUGACCAGUUUUCUUCUUUACCACAAUAUUCUGACCAAUGUACUUCUUUUGAUACAUUGACAUUAAGCUUGGCAGUGAGGGUUAGAGUGUGUUUAUGUCUUCUACUUUUACUAAAUGCCUUUCUAUCAAGAUGGAUGUUACUGUUAAUUUGUUUACUUUUUUAUGUUAUUGUUUAUUACUGUUUUGAAAGUUCUUGAGCACAUCUUGUUAUAGUGGAAGAGCUUACAUGUAUGUGUCACUCUGCCAUUUAGCUGCCUCCUCAGGCUUGCUCUGGGCUUGUCCCCAGUUUUCCCUGAAAAGCACUUUUUUUUCAAUUUUUCACCAGAGCGAGUGUGAGUGACUUGUGACAAGGCAUUUGGAACUACUGUUGAAUUGUUGUUUAUUAGUAAACAGAACAGGCUAAGAUACACUAUGGUCAUCUGUGUUUGUAUUAGUCUUUUGACACUGGCCCAUUGGAGAUGUGUGUGAAGUGUGGGAUCAAGAUUCAGCUUUCAAGAAUGAGGCAGCACAUGCAAGAUUGUGGUGGUGGAUCAAGUUCAAGUGCAAGUACAAGUAGUGAAAAUGACCCUGACAUGUUGGAUUUUAGUGGAUCAAGUAAAGUAACCACUGUUGUGAAUGAUGACUCAAGUGAUGAGGAUAAAGACCCUGUGCCCAUCAAGACAGGUACAUAAAAAGAACAGUGAAAUGCUGCAUAAAAGACAAGACCUGUGACACUAAAACCUACAACACUGGCUACAUUAUAAAAAGCAAACUGAGAAAAUAAAGUGUGGAGUGCAGUGUGGCUAGUUUUGCACAACUCUUCUUACUAGGGAAUUGUGUGCAUUGGUGUUUGAUGGUGAGCUGAAAUUUCUGACAAGACAUGACCUGUAAAUCUCUUCUAAUAAAGUGUAAAUUAUACACAGCUAGGUCUGUCCCUCCCCUGGAACAGAAAACAAUCAGUGUGAUGACUAUGGUGCAGUGGGCUAAUAAUUAUUUGUAGAAAUUGUCUCUUUUUCUUUUCAAUGUUUUCUUAUGCAUUAAAUUUGAUUUCUCUCACUGCACAAAUAUAAAAAUGUUUUACAUGAUGAUCCUGGGGAUGAAAACGAAAAGGUGCAAUGCAAAUGUUGCUUGGUUGUAAUCAUGCUUUAAAUAUCUUACAUUUUAAGAAUGGCAGGAAAAGAGUGCAAUCAGUCCCACUGCCCUUGCAGAUUUACAAGGAAUUUUUCCUGUUAAAUCAAGCUCUGACCUGCAGUCAGCUCUGGACAUCGGUGGUAGUCUUGAAGAAGCAAUAGAUCUACUUUUGGAAUCGGGUCAGUAUUAGGAACCCAUAACACCUUAUUUUGUUGUGAAUGUUUAUAAAAAUGUUUUUCCUUGAAGAGGAUGAAAUUUUAGUUGAAUUUCUUAUAAGCAGUCAAAAGCUUGCAACAUUUCAUCUCCUUUGUUUGUAAAAUAAUGGAGCUGUCAAAUUGAGGCCUAGUAGCAUUCAAACUUCACUGAAUGUUUUUUUCCUGACAUGCAGCUUCUUAAGUUGUUGCAUAACAUGCAACAUAAAUAUUUCUCCUAGAUUUAUAAUGGGUCUACUUGAUUGUACAGGUAUGCAAUCAAAAUUAUAUUUUACUGUUUGGGUCAUUAAUAUUUUGUCAUAUGAUUAAUUGUAAGGUUCAAAUGCUGGUGACAGGGAUAGUAGCUCUACUGAAACUGGUAAGCCCAAACUUCAGGUACCUUCAACCUUGAGAGAUUAUUAGAAUGAUAGACGACAUGUAUGGGUAAUAGACUCGUAAUAUCACUGUUUUCUUUUCUUCCAAGUCAAUAUAGUCAAUAGUAUUCACAUUUAUGUCAAUCAGAGAAGUUCCUUAAAAAAACACAACAACAAUGACCAAAAAUCAAGGAGGAUAAUUUAUUAGAAAAAGGGCAUUCAUUGGAAGGAUUGCCCAAAACGGAAUCAUUGCAGUGUGCAAUGUUAAUUCAAUAUACUAUUGACAGUUAUUGUACAAUUUGUCUCUUUCGUAGGCAAGCCAUCCAUUACCACACAUGCACCCACAGCUGUGGAAAUUAUGCAGUCCUACAGAUGCCAGACAGAGCAAGGCACAGCAUAUAUUGAUGUUAACAGAAUGCAGUUGUCUAUGCUCCGCCAGAUAAUGACAAUUUACAAGAACCCUCAAUUUAACUUAAAGAAACGUGUGAAUGUAAACUUCCACGGAGAGCAAGGUGCUGACUUGGGAGGCCCAACUAAAGAAUUCUUUCACAGUGCCAUUAGUUCCUUGAGUAAAGUUGAUCCUGUAUUCAAUAUGCAGUUGUUUGGUGGUCAAGAGGGACAUCUAAUCCCCUUUUAUGGAGUAGAUGCUGUUUCUUCAGGGUGUUUUCAAGUAGCAGGGAAACUUGUGGCAGAUAGUUUGAAGCAUGAUGGCCCAGGAUUGGUAGGCCUAUCUUCUGCUGUAGUUAAAUACCUUAACACUGGUUCCUUGGAGGAGGCUGCGACCCUUGUUACAAUGGAUGAUCUAACCGAUCUUGAGCUCAAGGGACUCCUGGAAGAAAAGGUUAGAUAGGCUACAAUAAAAGUUUUGUUGUUACAAUGCUUAAACUUAUGAAUCUUACUGUAACACUUGCCAUGUAUUAAGCAGCUUGCAAAAUCCAGAUCAAUAUCAGUUUCUGGGCAACUGUGCACCUACCCCUCCCCUAACCCAACAGCAACACUAACUUAUUAACUUAUUAUAACAUGUUCUCACACAACUUUCAAAUUUCCAUUGCCUCAGUUUCUAGAGAGGUAAUUACAAUAUUAAAAUUGGAAAACAUAGUGAUUCUACCCAAUUUUCUUUAAGACUGCCAAUUAUUACAUACUGUACCUAUUUCAAAACAUAUUAAGCCAAUACUGUGUACUUGUGUUGUUACUAAACAGAAUGAACAUUGCUUCACCAUGUCCUUUAGGUUUUAAAAGAACAGGCUAUGCAUCAGGUAGAUGAUGAAGCAAAAGAUAAGGUUGAGGAGUUGCUGGUCCGACAUGGACUAACAGAUGCAGUACCACUGAGUGAUGUUAACAAAGAGAAGGCUAUCAAGGAUCUCCUUGUUGCCGAAGUGUUGGUUACGAGAACAAUUGCCCUUGACUCAUUCUUCCGAGGUCUUAACACACUUGGACUGGGUGAUUUGCUUCGCAAGCAUCCCUCCAUAACUAAAUUUGUAUUUCCCUCAAUGGAAGAUGCUUCAGUUGACAUGGACAUACUGAAAAGCAAGUUACUUCAAGCACAUGCCAUCCAUGAAAUUGUUGGUGAAGCUCAAGCACAGGCGAGUAAUGUGCUUGCACUGUACUAUUCCCAUCUGAGGGUAAAAUCAUUCAGUUCUUUUGUUACAUUUGGAGUUAUGGUUUUGAGACUGAAUUCUAAUCACAAAUGCAGACAGCUGCUAGAUGCUAGAAUGUGAACAUGUGGAAUGUCAAAAUAAGUUUUUAGAAACAUGGACAAGUAUAUCAAGUGACAUGAUUCCCAUGGAAGCAGUGAAACCUCACCAUGUCUGCCUUUACACAUGUACUUGCCAUAUACAUGUAAAUAAGCAGUUUGCCUAAAAAAGUCCCUGGCAGUGUUUUGAACACCUAUAUGGCAUUUCUAAAUAGAAAAACGAAAUAGAAAUGGUCCACUAGUAAUGCCAUUGACAUUAAGUGAAAAGAGUCAUUUGUAUGUAGCAAUAUUGAUUGAAGUCAAUAUCCACCAUAUCUCAAAGUAAAAGGUUGGAGAGACAUGGCAACAAUUCAAUAUUAAUUUUCUUAUGCGCUUUGUUUUGGGGGUUAACCUUGCAGAUGAAAACACGGGAUACCCACUAAGUAACUCACUGGUGAUGUUCAUUACUGGCAGAACAGUUCUUGACCCACAAGAGGAUUUGGAAGUUGCAUUUUAG
Messenger RNA from Porites lobata, 4224 nucleotides. NCBI's taxonomy places the organism in Eukaryota, Metazoa, Cnidaria, Anthozoa, Scleractinia, Poritidae. The record is from the annotation of a GenBank genome assembly.